ACGAACAUAGUAAUUCACAUUCAACCAAGAAAUGAUUCCACUUAAAAAUCGAAGAGUGAAAAAUCAAACAGAUCUCCGCCUGCUUGCUGCUUCCACUUAAAGGCCAAAAAUAGUCUGAUUUUGGCCAAUAUUCCGAUUCUGACCUAUUCAAUGGAAUAGCCCCAGACAGCUUUGCAGAUUUAUUACACAGCCCCGUGAUUCCUGCGGAAUUUCCCCGAAUUUCGCCAAAAGGCGAUCAAUAUAAUCACUUUUCCACGGGGAAGUAUUCCUCUCAGCUACAAAUGAUGUCACAUUCUGUGGGGAGAACAAUGAGACGCAGUACGAGAAAUCACUUUGAUCUAUUGUCGUCAUUGGCAACUGCCUGAAUCCAUUCGAAUUCAUUUAGUCACGCGUUAUUGUGCGAUGAAUAAAUAUUAUUCUAUAUAAUACAGCAAAUAUCAUGGCUUUCCAUGUCAGGCGAUUCGACGCAAUCAAGAUUAAAAUCUUAUUCAUUCAUGAAAAUGUGCAUAAAAUGCUUUAAUAAUCGCCUUCGACACAUUGAGGCUCACUUGUUUAUGACAACUUUUCCUGGGUGUCGAAAGUUCCAAGAAGAACUUAUUCCCAUUUACGAUUGGACUGGAUUCCAUUUAAACCUGGAGUUGACGUGCUCCCUUAGAGUGCCAUGAGUGGUCACGAUUCUCGUGUGUCUUAGCUGAUACAUACAUAGAAUAUAUUUUAACCAUUUGGGUCAGAGCUAUUAAGUUCUUGGCUCAUAUUGCGCAGUCACACUUUUCUUUCUGCUGUUUACACGGGAAUUCCUGAGCUAUUUUGAUACCCGAAUAUUGAUAAGAAGGCUUGUUGUCGAAUUUAGUCAGGGGAGUAAUACCAGAUGCCUGAUAGAGGAAGGCGAGUAAAGAGCGCUUUUUGUGGGCGCCCCAUUAGUUGUAGUCUAUAUAUUCGAGCGAUAAACAUAAUAAAAGCAUUUUUUCUUUCUUUAUAACUUUUGUUUUGAUUAUAAGGCUCGUUUCAUAUUCUAUAUACAUGCGUAUAAACGCAUUUGAGCCCACACUCUUCGAUUGCGCAAACCCACUGGCAUCUCCUUAUGGGCCAACAUGGGUGACGCACCACUGAAUCCGAUUCCAAAUCCGUUGGAUUCACAGCCAGAUUCAUCGACAAGUGACAAUUUCCGUCAGUCUUUAGGUAUUCCACAUGCGAAUCGCACGUCUGAAGAAAGCAGUAAACAGCGUGGAGAGUCCAUAAAAAAAAAAGCAAAAAGUGCUUACUCAACAUUUGAAGAAGUCGCACAUGUCUGCGGUCUCGAGGGCGCAGGCGUCCCAGAGAGAUACGUACUUACGUUCUCGAAAUUUGCAUAGCUUUUCCCCACUUGCGUGAAAAGUUUACCUUUGGCGGCUGGCCAUUUGGCCGGGGAAAUUCAGUCGUACGCGAACAGUCGAGCAGCGUGAACGUGGCUAAAAUCGAAACAAUUGGGAGUACCAUCUCCCUAACCCCCUACACACAAAAUAAAACUUUGCGUUUUAAUUGCUACACGCAUUUAAGGUGCAAGUAAUAAUCAAAUUGCAUUGAACCCAUUUAGGCAAGUGCGCGUCAUGAACAAUACAAAUACCGAUCGAGGCAGUUGCUCCAGAAUACCCAUCGCCAAGAACCAGGACAGCAUCGCCAGCAUGGUGGAGCGGUUCGUUCAGUCGCUGAGCCAGCUGAACGAUUCCGGCACCUUUGACAGCAGCUUCGAGAUCAAGAGGAUCCAUCCGGGAUCCUCGGCCGGAUCCACGCCCAAACAUGUCAGGCAUCGCUGCCUCACGGAGCUGGAUCGCGAACAGUUGACCCGGUUUGUGCAGGACUUCGAGGAGCGACAGGCCAGCACACCGAAGGCAAAGUCCAAGAUUAGCUCACCCUACAUAUGCCGCAAGGCCAAGGAGUUCUAUCAAAGCGCCAGUGGCAGACGCAGUGCCUCACCGCACAUAGCCAUGCCACCGGAGACCGUGCCAGAGGAGCAAGCGGUGGUGAAGCCAUUGCCCAGGAAAUGCGCCGAGGCGGAGGACCUGAUGCCACCACCCAUGGCCAUGGCACGCGUCCAGGCGGAACGCCGCAGUUGCCGCAGUGCCUCUCGCGUGCUGCAGUUCUUCAGUUCGGCCACCAAGAGGCGCAGUGGCAGCCGGAAGCUCAGUGAGCCUGAGCUGGAGGAUAACCGCGCCGAUUCCCCGGUGCUGCUCAGAGUGACCAGGGAUCGGGAGGAGGAGCAACUGGGCUGCAGUCCACUGCCACUGGCUGCAGCUGGCGGGGAAGUGCCCACCAGUUCCGAGGACGAGGAGGAGCACGACGACGGCAUCAGCUCGGCCAGCUCCAAUCUCACCUCCCAGUCGGGCAGCUCCAAUAGCCGCAAUCUCUCGCCGGACUCCUCCUUCGAGAUGCACGCGCCACUCCUGCCCAGCUUCAAGGUUACACCUCCACGGGCCGUUUGUCGCGUUGGAAAGAAUGCCGCCUGUGAGUUUGCGCGUUUCCUGCGCGGCUCCUUUCACUCCAAGCGCGCAUCGGUGACCACGCUGCGCCGAUCCCUCAGCGAUCCGGAUGCAGUGCAGCAGAUGGACUUCAGCAAGCCGCCUCCGCUGCGCGACACCACCAACGUCAUGCGAAACCGCGCUCUGCCCGCCAAUGCCUCGCCCUUCCGCCGAGCCUGGGGACAGUCUUCCUUCCGCACGCCCCGCUCUGACAAGGUGGCCAAAGAGCAGCAGCAGCAGCAGCUAGGACAGCCGUCGCCCGUCAGACGCACUGCCUCGAUGAACGCCUCCGACAACGACAUGUAUAUCAAGACGCUGAUGCUGGACUCGGAUCUGAAGUCGACGCGCAGCCAGCACCAGCUCAGUCUGUUGCAGGUGCCCAAGAUCCUGACCACACCUGCCCCGCCCUCCGCCAUUACCGCGUCCGUUGCUGCAGAGGAUGCGGCCCAGGAUCACGGCUGUCCCAGCAGUUGGGCCGGCUCUUUUGAGCGGAUGCUACAGGAUGCCGCUGGCAUGCAGACGUUCUCGGAGUUUCUCAAGAAGGAGUUCUCCGCGGAGAACAUCUACUUCUGGACCGCCUGCGAACGUUAUCGUCUGCUGGAAUCUGAGGCAGAUCGAGUGGCUCAGGCCCGAGAGAUCUUUGGCAAGCACUUGGCCAACAGCAGCAGUGAUCCCGUCAACGUGGACUCGCAGGCACGUAGCCUCACGGAGGAGAAGCUGGCCGGUGCCGCUCCAGACAUUUUUGCGCCAGCACAAAAGCAGAUUUUCAACCUGAUGAAGUUCGAUAGUUAUCAGCGUUUCAUUCGUUCGGACUUGUACAAAAGCUGCGUGGAGGCGGAACAGAAGAACCAGCCCCUGCCCUACAGCGGUUUGGAUCUGGACGAGCUGUUGAAGACAAAUUUUCACUUAGGUGCUUUCUCUAAGCUCAAAAAAUCGGCUAGCAAUGCGGAGGAUAGAAGGCGAAAAAGUUUGCUUCCCUGGCACCGGAAGACGCGGAGUAAGUCCCGCGAUCGCACGGAGAUAAUGGCUGACCUGCAGAACGCGCUGAUGCCGGCACCACCAGUACCACCAACCGCCCCGCUCACCAGUGCCGCCCUCAAGCUUGUCUGCGGACAGAAUUCCCUAAGUGAUCUGCACAGCUCUAGGUCAUCGUUGUCCUCGUUUGAUGCGGGCACAGCCACUGGUGGACAAGGAGCCAGUACGGAGAGCGUGUAUUCGUUGUGCCGAGUGAUCCUCACCGAUGGAGCCACCACCAUAGUGCAGACAAGACCUGGAGAGACAGUGGGAGAACUGGUCGAACGAUUGCUGGAAAAGAGAAACCUUGUGUAUCCCUACUAUGACAUAGUGUUCCAGGGCAGCACCAAGUCGAUCGAUGUGCAGCAAUCAUCGCAAAUUCUGGCCGGUAAGGAGGUGGUGAUCGAGCGCCGGGUGGCUUUCAAGCUGGACCUACCUGAUCCGAAGGUGAUCUCGGUGAAGAGCAAGCCCAAAAAGCAACUGCACGAGGUGAUUCGACCAAUACUCAGCAAAUACAACUACAAAAUGGAGCAGGUGCAGGUUAUCAUGAGGGAUACUCAAGCGCCAGUCGACCUCAAUCAGCCUGUGACCGCGGCCGAUGGCCAGCGACUGCGUAUCGUGAUGCUAAAUUCGGAUUUUCAGGUAGGCGGCGGCAGUAGCAUGCCGCCGAAGCAAAGCAAACCUAUGAAGCCACUGCCGCAGGGUCAGUUGGAUGAGCUAACGAACAAGAUGUUCAACGAGCUGCUGGCCAGCAAGGCUGACAAAGCAUCCAGCGAGAAGUCGCGGCCCGUAGAUCUGUGCUCCAUGAAGUCCAACGAGGCGCCUUCGACGUCGUCAUCGCUCUUUGAACCCUUGCGGCGUCAGCAGCGCGAUGGCGGCAACAUUCCGGCUAGCAAGCUGCCCAAGCUCAAGAAGAAGUCCACUAGCAGUAGUCAACAAUCCGAGGAGGCAGCAGCGACUCCAGCAGUCGCAGAUCCCAAGAAGCCAAUUAUAGCCAAGCUGAAAGCGGGUGUGAAGCUGCAGGUGACGGAGCGAGUAGCCGAGCACCAAGAUGAACUACUCGAGGGCCUGAAGCGCGCACAGCUGGCACGACUGGAGGAUCAGCGUGGCACCGAAAUCAACUUCGAUUUACCCGAUUUCCUGAAAAACAAGGAGAAUCUCAGCGCAGCUGUAUCAAAGCUGCGCAAGGUGCGCGCCGGCUUGAGUCCCGUGAGCAAGGUACCCGCCACGCCCACGGAAAUUCCACAGCCGGCGCCACGUCUCUCCAUCACACGGAGCCAACAGCCAGUGUCGCCCAUGAAGGUGGACCAGGAGCCAGAGACUGACUUGCCUGCCGCGACGCAGGAUCAAACGGAAUUCGCCAAAGCGCCGCCACCGCUGCCGCCCAAGCCAAAGGUGCUGCCCAUUAAGCCCUCCAAUUGGGGCGUGGCCCAGCCCACGGGCAACUAUUGCAACAAGUUCUCCCCCAGCAAACAGGUGCCAACAUCACCCAAAGAAGCCUCCAAACCUGGAACGUUUGCGAGCAAAAUACCACUGGAUCUGGGACGAAAGUCUCUGGAGGAGGCGGGCUCACGGUGUGCCUAUCUCGACGAGCCCAGCAGCAGCUUUGUGUGAUAUAAGUGCGCCCACGUACUUGAAAUGGCUUUACUGAUCUUGCUUGUAUAUAUAUGUGCACUAUUUAUUGAUACUGUAUUCCUAUUACCUAUUCUCUAAAUGUCCAAACAAUCCAUGACGAGCUUUUGUAUGUUAUCUACUGAGUGAUCGCCUGUAUUUAUAACUAGCAACAAUAAGCUUUAGCUUUACAACAUUUUGAAUAAAAAUAUGCAAUUAAUAA
Molecule: messenger RNA, 5343 nt
Organism: Drosophila yakuba
Lineage: Eukaryota; Metazoa; Arthropoda; Insecta; Diptera; Drosophilidae
Gene: loco
Product: regulator of G-protein signaling loco
Exons: 4
Coding region: 1587-5123 (1178 amino acids)
Biological process (GO): signal transduction
Molecular function (GO): GTPase activator activity; protein binding
Source: RefSeq, a predicted model, not a curated record